Messenger RNA from Phytophthora nicotianae INRA-310, 117 nucleotides. RefSeq lists its product as hypothetical. The transcript has a single exon. Bases 1 to 117 code for a protein of 38 amino acids. Lineage: Eukaryota; Oomycota; Peronosporomycetes; Peronosporales; Peronosporaceae. The record is from RefSeq and is a predicted model, not a curated record.
AUGAAGAACGCGUGGAAGUGUUGCCACAACGAGGCCGACAUGAAGAACGCGUGGAAGUGUUCCCACAACGAGGCCGACAUGAAGACGCUAAAUGAGACGUUCAGGUUAAGACUGUAG